CCCAGAGAACGUAGCCUAAUGGCGCUUUGCUCAAACACCCCCUAUGUGUGUGAGAUGUAACUGCGUCUGAAGGCUGUGAGAGAUAAGUGGAAAGUCCCUAACACUGGAAAUCCCCUUUGUCUGCCUGGGCUUUUCCGCAAUCUACAUGAACUACAUUAAGUUGGAGGACGUGAUCUGUGCUUUGACAGCCUAUAGAGUAAACAUACCAACAUAUAAUUGAUUGUGAAGAAGGCUGAAUGGCGCUGUUUGGACUGCCGCGGUUACCCUGAUAGAAGUGGCAGAGGACUACCAGGAGCAUCCUUAGGGCUUUGUUGGUGGUCUUAGUGUACAGUUCUGCAUUGGUACACGUUACAUCUGGUGAACACCAUGUCCCAGGGACAGAAUUUCCUGCCCAAGUUCCUCUUUGUGAGUAACCUGCUGAAAGCGGUCAAGAUCCGGGAGCGGGUGCCCAACGAUGUAGUGAAGCCGGCGGGCAGUGAAAGCCUGAUGCACCACCUGCGGGGCAUGCACCGGUACACACUGGAGAUGAUCAGCAUGAGCCAGUUCCCUCAGGCCUUCCAACAGGUCAUUCAGGCAGCCAUCUUGGACAGGGCCAUGCAGAGCUCCCUAGAGCAGGAGAAGAAGCUCAACUGGUGCCUCGAGGUCAAGAAAAUGGUACCACUGAGGACCAAUGGAGAUGGGAACUGUCUUCUCCAUGCUGCCUCUCAGUACAUGCUGGGGGUGCAGGACACAGACCUGGUCCUGAGGAAGGCCCUGCACAGUGUGCUCAAGGAGACCGAAACAGGCAACUUUAGAGCCCGUUUCCAGACAGAGCUACUGCAGUCUCAGGAGUUCACCCAGACUGGCCUGCGUUACAGCACCAUGAAUUGGGAGGAGGAAUGGGAGAAGAUCAUCAAGAUGGCUUCGCCUGUGUCCAGCAGCAACGGGCUGCAGUUUGACUCCCUGGAGGACAUGCACAUCUUUAUCCUCUCCAACAUCCUCCGCAGGCCCAUCAUCGUCAUCGCAGACCAGGUGCUGCGCAGCAUGAGGUCCUGCUCCUCCUUCUCUCCCCUCAAUGUGGGGGGCAUCUACCUGCCUUUGCACUGGCCUCCAAGGGAGUGCUACAAGUACCCCAUAGUGCUCGGCUACGACUCCCAGCACUUUGCCCCCCUCAUCACCAUCAAAGACAGUGGCCCAGAGAUCCGAGCAGUGCCGCUGAUCAACCCGGGCCGCGGGGGCUUCGAGGAGCUCAACGUGCACUUCUUGAUGGAGAAGGAGCAGACGCAGAAGGAGAGGCUUCUGAAGGACUACCUAAUGCUGAUGGAGAUCCCUGUCAUUGGACUGGGCUACGAUACCACACGCAUCAUCAAUGCUGCCAGGCUGGAUGAAGGGAACCUGCCUGAGGACAUGAACCUGAUGGAGGACUACCUCCAGUUGGUCAACCACGAGUACAAGCGCUGGCAGGAGGACAAGGACCAACUGUGGGCCGCCCCCCACCCCCAUAGACCACCCCCCUUCUCCGUGUCUCAGCUGUCCCUCAUCGAGAUCCGAUGUGCCACACCACGGUGCACCUUCUACGUCUCCGUGGACACCCAGCCACACUGCCACGAGUGCUUUGAGAAACGCCAGGGCCAGCCCAACGGGAGGAUAGAGGCUGCCCCUACGAAAGGCGGUAGUCAGGCUUGUGAGCCGGGGUGUAGUAGUAGAGUACGGCCCAGCCCCCCUGGCUGCCUGGCGGUGUUAUCCAGCCCGCUCUCCGUCGCUCCACCGCGCUCAGCGUCCUGCCGUUACAGCGAAACCCAUGCCAUGAAGUGCAAGAUGCCUGGCUGCGUUUUCACCCGCAGCAAGGAGCACAAUGGUCUGUGUGAACGCUGCUUUAACAGCCGGCAGAAUGCACCAGGGAGGUGCGGCAUGUGCCACCAGGAGGCCUUCAGGAUAUUUAACGGACUGUGCCCCCCGUGCUUCCAGAGUACUGGCACAGAGCGGGGCGAGGAGCCCCAGCCGCCGGCAGCAGCGUCCUCUUCUGGGUCAUUAUGGACCCAGCCCCCGCCCAGGGAAUCUGAGUGCUCGGGCCGGCCCUGUAAGAGGUCGGGAUGCCAGUUCUUUGGGACUCAACAGAAGUGUGGAUUCUGCACCAUCUGCUAUAUGGAUUAUCAGACCAACCACCUAGCGACUCUUCCUCCUCCUGCUCCAAUCCAGACUCGCCACGCGUCGGAGGCAGGCUUCCAGAAUGCUUCGCGCUGUCAGGGCCCGGGGUGUAGGGCCAUGGGCAAUACCAUGCUGGAGGGCUACUGUAACAAGUGCUUCUUUAACGAGCAGAGCUCCAGGUUCAACCAGAAUGCUACCAGGGCUCCCAGUGCCCACUCCCCUCCGCUGGUCAUGCGAACUGCUAAACCAGAACAAGACAGACCCAGACAGACCCAGACCCAGGCCACGUGCAGGUGGAAUGGCUGCAGUAACUUCUCCCCCGGCUGCACAGACCUGUGUCCAGAGUGCCGGGCCACGCGGGGGCAGAGAGAGAGCCGCAGGGAGAGGGCAGGGGCACCUAAGGAGACGAUGAAGCAGAGCUGUAAAGCCCAAGGCUGUGACCACUAUGCCAACAUAGAGAAGCAAGGCUUCUGUAACGAAUGUGACCACUUUAAGCAGGUCUACAUGGGGUGAGCCCAAAGGUUUGGGGAAGAUUAAAAUGGUUGUGCCACCAUGCUAGUCAAUGCAUCUCUGAAACUAGUGACCAUAAGGCCAGAAGCCCGUUUUAACAUGUGCUCAUGAAGAGAAAAGAGCAGGGGCAGUAGAAAUGGCCGGCAGAAUACCUCUUAGUGCAAUUAUUAUUAUCCCACGUGUACAGGAUGAAAGGUGAGGUAUACGUGUCAGACAACGGACAACGUGUACAGUAUGUAUCAUGCUGGACUACUGAUUGUAUCUUGAAAAAAGCGCAAUACGUAAGCUGCUUAAUAAUACGGCCAAGCAAUUAUCUAUCAAGCAGCUAGUCACCGACACAAUAAUGUGAUAAAUUGCAGCUUUUGUUUAAGAACCUCAUCGACCAAAAUUCUGACAACUGCAAAGUUGUGCCAAAGCCAUCACGACCACUAACAAAAUGAGAGUUUGGUCAGUAGAAAUGUGGUUUAAACAGGAUUAGGUACAGUCAAAACUGUACCUACCUAGACAGCUAAUGUACAGUAUCUGAGCGAUUGUGAGUGGGCAGGACCCUUAAGUACUGAAUGGUGCUACUGGAACAGAAGUCAAACGUAGAGGUUAUGUUACAUGACAGAGAAAAACAGUAGUUAAAACUCAAUAAUAUUCAACCUCAGUACAGAUGCUGUUGUGUUCUUGUUUUCAACCUCUCCCACUGCCACAUAGAUGUCUACAGGCAGUACAUAUGUUGUUGUGUUCUUGUUUUCAACCUCUCCCACUGCCACAUAGAUGUCUACAGGCAGUACAUAUGUUGUUGUGUUCUUGUUUUCAACCUCUCCCACUGCCACAUAGAUGUCUACAGGCAGUACAUAUGUUAUUGUGUUCUUGUUUUCAACCUCUCCCACUGCCACAUAGAUGUCUACAGGCAGUACAUAUGUUGUUGUGUUCUUGUUUGCUGUCGACCACUUUUUGUAUCUCUACUGUAGAAGUCCAAGUUAGCGCUUGCCCUGAGAGUUGUACCACGUUACAGUAUGUUCUAUAUGUGUUAAUGCUGGGCAAUUACCUUCACACAGACUCCUAGUUAAUGAGUUACUUAUAGAUGAGAGCAGAGUUCAGUUGAUCUCGUCUAAGGGGAUUGCCAGUGAGGAAAGGAGUUUGUGUUUGGAGGUAAGGAAGGAGAACAUAAAGGCAGGAGAAGUCCCCGUAGAGCUCAACACCUCAUUCAGAGGAGGGAGGGAGGACGUUAACAAACACCUGUGGGGAAAAACAGCAACACAGCCCUUAGCUUGGUUCAUACCUUGUAGCUGUGGCAUGGCUGGACCCCAGGAAGAGUAGCUGCUGCUUUGGCUGCAGCUAAUGGUGAUCCAUAAUAAAUACAAAUACAAGCCUGCAGUAAAAUACCUCACCACCCAUAGAACCUGGCCUGCAGUAUAGUACCUCUUUAUCGUAGGGGCUCUGCUGAAACCUGCUGUGCUCACACGAUGUCUCACUCUACUACUCUGUUUGAUAUAAAACUGGCAUUCCUGUGUUUUCUUCUUUUAAACCUAUAUAUUUGAACUGACAUUUCCUUCCUGCCAAAAAACGUGCCAUCGUCUACAAAGCAUUGAUUUGACCUCUUAACUAAGGCAUCGUUGAAGUCUGUUCAAUAUGCAUAUCUGACAUCUGUUCAAUAUGCAUAUCUGACAUCUGUUCAAUAUGCAUAUCUGACAUCAGUUAAAUAUGCAUAUCUGACAUCUGUUCAAUAUGCAUAUCCGGCAUCUGUUCAGUAUGCAUAUCUGACAUCUGUUCAGUAUGCAUAUCUGACAUCUGUUCAAUAUGCAUAUCUGACAUCUGUUCAGUAUGCAUAUCUGACAUCUGUUCAGUAUGCAUAUCUGACAUCUGUUCAAUAUGCAUUUCUGACAUCUAUUCAGUAUGCAUAUCUGACAUCUGUUCAAUAUGCAUAUCUGACAUCUGUUCAGUAUGCAUAUCUGACAUCUGUUCAAUAUGCAUAUCUGACAUCUGUUCAAUAUGCCUAUCUGACGCCUGCAAAAAAUGCAUUUUGUUGAUUAGGCUUAUGGCAGCCUAGAUAUAGAUCUGCGCUUUAAGCAGAUGAUACACAUAAUAUAAUAUAAUAUGAUAUAAUACAAGGGUAAUUAGUUGUCAGUACAUGCUCUUUGGUUAUGGGUCUGAACCCCAUUCAGACCACUACAUACUGCACAAUACUUAAUAAGCUGCUCUGGUACUUUUCCUUGACAUACAUAGGGACAUUCCAAUGUUACACAAAACAUGCAAAAGUUGUGAGACAUUUUUGUGUAACCUGUCAAUAAUAGGGUAUUGUAUGAAAAGCUUUGUUUUGUUUGUUAAGUAUUUAUUAAUAUCAAAUAUCUGUACUGUGCGUUUCAAUACGUAUUUAUAUGUUGUCCUGAAAUGAAUUAUUUUUAUUAAGAAAACCUGA
Salvelinus namaycush (lake trout) is the source of this 5044-nucleotide messenger RNA. Its product is annotated as tumor necrosis factor alpha-induced protein 3-like. The coding region runs from base 367 to 2640 and encodes 757 amino acids. The transcript is spliced from 9 exons. Gene Ontology annotation, cellular component: cytoplasm; nucleus. NCBI's taxonomy places the organism in Eukaryota, Metazoa, Chordata, Actinopteri, Salmoniformes, Salmonidae. Gene Ontology annotation, biological process: protein deubiquitination involved in ubiquitin-dependent protein catabolic process; positive regulation of Wnt signaling pathway; protein K29-linked deubiquitination. Gene Ontology annotation, molecular function: DNA binding; cysteine-type deubiquitinase activity; zinc ion binding. The record is from RefSeq and is a predicted model, not a curated record.